AUGCAGAGAAUAUUAGAGAAGAAACACUUCAGAAACAAACAGAAAGAGAUAGAAUACAUUUCGAAGAAAUUGCAAUCUUACGAUUGGAAGACUUACCCUCAUAGAUGUCUUCUUAUUUUAGAUGACUUUGCUUCUCAUCCUUUGUUAAAGAACAGAGAACAAGAUAUGUGUCGAAUUCUUAAGAAGCUCAGACACUUUAACAUCUCAGUUGUCAUUUGUGUACAGACAGCAAAGAGUUUAAGUAAGGAUGUAAAGAGAAUACUUACUGAUAUCAUACUUUUCCCUGGAUUGUCCGAAGACGAUUUCAUGGAACUUAUGAAAGAGUCCAUGGCAGGUAAGUUUGACAGACAUGAACUAUGGGAGAAGUACAAAGUCAUACAAGACCCUCAUACUUCUUUCAGAAUUCAUAUCUACGCGAACAAAGUUCAAAUUGUAAAAAGUCAAUAA
This is a messenger RNA of Trichomonas vaginalis G3, 447 nucleotides long. RefSeq names its product protein of unknown function, DUF4106 family. The transcript has a single exon. Lineage: Eukaryota; Parabasalia; Trichomonadida; Trichomonadidae. The record is from RefSeq and is a predicted model, not a curated record. The coding region runs from base 1 to 447 and encodes 148 amino acids.